AUGUGGCAAUGGGAAGGGGGGCUGGGAUAUGUAUGCAGCGAGGCGGAUAUCACAGCCCCCGCCUCGACUGGGUGGGCCGCCGCGUCGGGUAAGGUCACCCUGAACGACUCUGCCCUCAAUCGCUUCCAGUCUCUGAUGCCUUUAAAGCCCAUACAUCUUUCACCUCAUCCGGCCUCUUUGGCUGCUGUUAUUCUCGGCUAG
Molecule: messenger RNA, 201 nt
Organism: Protopolystoma xenopodis
Lineage: Eukaryota; Metazoa; Platyhelminthes; Monogenea; Polystomatidea; Polystomatidae
Source: the annotation of a GenBank genome assembly